Molecule: messenger RNA, 2309 nt
Organism: Malania oleifera
Lineage: Eukaryota; Viridiplantae; Streptophyta; Magnoliopsida; Santalales; Ximeniaceae
Product: anthocyanidin 3-O-glucosyltransferase 2-like
Exons: 1
Coding region: 727-2214 (495 amino acids)
Molecular function (GO): UDP-glycosyltransferase activity
Source: RefSeq, a predicted model, not a curated record
GUAGCAAAUUGUAUAUAUUUCUUCCUGAGGAAAUCCUGAACAUAUAAUUGCUGAAAAAACCCUGACUCCCAAUUUAGUAGCCAAGGGUUGAAAAAACCAAGUCUUAAGAGUCAAUAAAAUUAAAGAAAGCUUAAAAAGGUUAGACCCAAAAACAUAGUUGAAUCCUUCAGUUUUCACUGUUUGGGACCUGAGAAAACCCAAAACGCCAAUUCAACUUAACAUACACGACAAGUGUGAGCGGAAACCCUCACAAGUACUUUAGGUCAUCCGCUGUCCCCUUAUCUCCGUUUUUUUAAUGUGAAUUAUGUUUUAUUAAUAACUAAUAUAUUAUAAUAACCGACACCCAAACGCGUAGUUGAAGAAUUGGUUUGCAUUCUAGCUUUAUCCUUUGGGUGCAUUUUUUUAAGAUGACUUUUAGGUGCAUUUGCAUGUGCAGAUAAACCAAAUUUGGAUAAGCCCCACCAAUUCUGUGUGGCCUCGGGGCCAUUUAGGCCACUGGUCCUAGCUAGCAAGCUUCCAAGGCUCCCAAAAACCAGCCCACGAUAUUGUUAAUUUUCAGGAUUCAAAUUGCGUCUCGGUAAGUGGUGCCAAUGCCGUCCUAUGCAGUGACAGUCUCCCUCUAUGAAAUUCCUCUACUUGAUGGCAUAUAUAAUAAGCAGUCUAUUAUAAGUAACAGCAGCAGCAGCAGCAGCAGCAGAACAGCUUGGCAACAUCGGCAAGAAGAAUAUGAAGAAAGCACAGCUGAUAUUUGUACCGUUUCCGUUCAUUGGCCACCUAGUAUCGAUGGUGGAGACUGCGAAGCUCCUCGUCCAUCGGUACGACCACCUCUCCAUCACCGUUUUCCUCAUGAAGCUCCCCUCCGACCCCAUGGCCCACACCUACGCCCAUUCCCUCCGUGUUUCAGGACUGAAUUUUAUAACCCUCCCCCAGCCAGACCCAACUCCAGAACUUACAUCCCCCAAAUCCACCAACUCCUUCCUCCACGCCUUCGUCACCGCCUACAUCCCCCACCUCCGGUCCACCGUCGCCCAACUCAUUCCCUCCGCCCCGCUCGCCGGUUUUGUCCUCGACAUGACCUGCAUGCCCAUGAUCGACGUCCCCAACGAGCUGGGCCUCCCUUCCUACGGCUACGUACCCUCCAGCGCCGCCCUACUCGGUACCGUGUUUCAUCUCCAGUCCCUUCGCGACGACCACCGCCGCGACGUCACUGAGUUCGCCCACUCCGACGCUGAACUGGCCGUCCCCUGCUUUGCCAACCCGGUUCCCGCCGCCGUGUUGCCCUCCCUGAUUGUCGACGACCACGAAGGCGGGUCCACCAGGGUCCUCGCCAACGCUAGAAGACUCAGGGACACAAAGGGCAUUUUAGUGAACACGUGUGCGGAGCUAGAAACGUAUGCCGUCAACUCUCUCAAGAGCGGCGCACCCGAAAUCCCACCCGUUUACCCAGUGGGACCAAUGCUCAAUCUGACAGUUGACGCGCAGGAGGAUUCCAGUUCCGGCAUCAUGACUUGGCUCGACAAUCAACCUCCGUCGUCGGUGGUGUUCCUGUGCUUUGGAAGCAUGGGGAGCUUCGGCGCGGAUCAGUUGAGAGAGAUAGCGGGCGGGCUUGAGCGCAGUGGGCACCGGUUCUUGUGGUCCCUACGCCGGCCGCCGUUAUCGGCGGCUGCGCUUCCGUUUCCGACGGACAGCAGCAAUCAAGAGGAAAUAUUACCCGAGGGGUUCGUGGAACGGACGGCUGGGAUUGGGAAGAUCAUAGGGUGGGCUCCACAGGUGGCGGUGCUAGCCCACAGAGCGGUGGGGGGUUUUGUGUCGCACUGCGGUUGGAACUCGAGGCUGGAGAGCGUGUGGUGGGGGGUGCCGGUGGCAGCAUGGCCGAUGUACGCGGAGCAGCAGCUGAAUGCAUUCGAGAUGGUGAAGGAGCUGGGGCUGGGGGUCGAGAUCAGAAUGGAUUACAAGAUGGACGGUUACAGUGGGAGUUUGGUUAGCGCGGAGGAGAUAGAGAAGGGGAUAAGGGGAGUGAUGGAGGGAGAUGGUGAGGUGAGGAGGAAGGUGAAGGAGAUGAGGGAGAAGGUUCGGGAGGCCGUGACGGAGGGCGGGUCCUCGCACACUUCACUGGGAUAUUUCGUCGAACAAGUGAUGCGCAAGGUGGAGAAUGAAAGCAGCAAUCUGGGAUUAAGGCAGAGAGAAGGUGAGAAAUUGAUAAUGAUAGGAUAGUGCUGUAAUCGGUUUCUGUAUUUUUUUCAGUUGUGUUUUGUUCAUCAGAUUGACCUCCUCUAAUUAAAUGAAAAACCAAAAUUCUUAUCUUGAAA